CGGAAAUGUCGUUACUUAUGAUUCCCUACGUGUAUCGUUAAUGAACUUUACAAAGUUUAACAGUGCUGCAAAAAAAACUAAAAGCUUCACGGUUCGAGAAAUGUUUAUGCGACAGCUGCUGCAGCUUAAAGGUAUAUCUGUGGACAAAGCCAUGGCAAUUACAAACGUGUAUCCGACGCCGAAGACCUUGACUCACGCGUUCAAAAAUGAAGACGACAAUUUAUUAGCAAAUAUUCCGCUUGGUACAUCAAAAUCUAGAAUUGGACCAGUCAUCAGUAGAAACUUGAGUCAGUUUUAUUCAAGGCCUAGUUUUAAUUGACAAUACAAGUAAAUGUUGUUUCUACAUAAAUCACAUAUAUAUCUUUCUUACAGAAGUAGGUUGAUAAAGUAAAAUGCAGGUUUGUAUGUAGAAGUACUUGUAAAUAAUGU
This is a messenger RNA of Copidosoma floridanum, 429 nucleotides long. It is a transcript of the gene mus81, whose product is annotated as mus81 structure-specific endonuclease subunit. The record is from RefSeq and is a predicted model, not a curated record. Lineage: Eukaryota; Metazoa; Arthropoda; Insecta; Hymenoptera; Encyrtidae. Gene Ontology annotation, molecular function: DNA binding; crossover junction DNA endonuclease activity; 3'-flap endonuclease activity. Gene Ontology annotation, biological process: resolution of meiotic recombination intermediates; mitotic intra-S DNA damage checkpoint signaling; double-strand break repair via break-induced replication. Gene Ontology annotation, cellular component: nucleus; Holliday junction resolvase complex.